Diachasma alloeum is the source of this 2407-nucleotide messenger RNA. RefSeq names its product juvenile hormone acid O-methyltransferase. Bases 162 to 1013 code for a protein of 283 amino acids. The record is from RefSeq and is a predicted model, not a curated record. The transcript has 5 exons. Lineage: Eukaryota; Metazoa; Arthropoda; Insecta; Hymenoptera; Braconidae.
GCAAUGACAUCGAACUAGUCCCAGACAGCUCACGAGAAUAGAAGUGACGAUUGAAGGGACAGUGGGGACCACUUCAUAUAAGAGAAGGUGAAUCCUAACGUCUCUUCUACAAAUAAAUCCGCCAGUGCUGACGAACGUUCGUCAUCCUCUCGAGUAAAACAAUGAAAUCGGAAGUUCAAAUUGACGAAAAUGGUGCGACUAGGUGUUCCCGAGAUCCUCAGAAAUUCCUGAAUGGAUAUAAGGUGCAGUAUCAAGGAACCUCCGAAUUAGUCGAAGAGUUUUCAGAUACGUUGAAGAACAUGCACGGAAUGUGUCUCGAUAUCGGAUGUGGUCCGGGGAUUUCGAUGAAAGAUAUAAUCCUGCCGAAAUUACCGAAGGAUACUCUCCUUGUUGGUGCUGAUGAAUCUGAACUUAUGAUCGAAUACGCCAAAAAGUGCUGCGAGGGGGAAAAGAGACUAUCUUUUCUGCACAUUGAUAUUGGAGGAAUGAGAAUUCCGGAACAGGAAAUUGAGAAGUACAAUAAUAUCGUAUCAUUUUAUUAUCUACACACUUUCCAAAAUAUUCAGCGAUCAGCGAGAAACAUGUCGAGGCUGCUCGCGGUAGGAGGUCAGGGACUUGUCAUGUUCCUCAGUCAUCAUGAUGUAUUCGAUCUGUUCAUGGAGUAUCGAUGUUAUCACGACUAUAAAAAAUACAUGGAGGAUGUAUUUCUGCAACUACCCGCUUUGUACGGAUUGCCGAACGCUGCGGACAUAGUGAAGGAUGAUCUGGAGACAGUAGGGUUGAAACCUAUCACUUGCGUUAGCAAAGAGCUAAGUUUCACUUACGACAGCAUGGACGAGCUUGAGAACACCCUAAUGGUGAUGGAUCCCUUCGUCGAUCGAAUGCCAAAUGGCGUCAGGGAAAUUUACACGAAACAAAUAACCGAGCAGUUUGCAAAAAAUAGAAUGAAGGAUGGAAAAAUUGUAGACACGUACAGAGUGGUAAUGGCGCUAUUCGAGAAAGUAGGAAAUUGAUCGAUAUAGUUUACGAAUUCAUACGUCAUGAUUUAAUUUAAAUACAUAAUGAUCUUCUAGGAAUAUUUUUUAUCGGUGAUAAAUUAUUCCGUCUGAAGGUGAUUAUUGCUGAGACGAUUGUUUAUUAAUUUUUGUCAUUGAUCGAUACCUUUUUUCUGACAUAUCAUGAGUUUUUAAAUUAUAACAUGCAAGAUGUAUGAAGGGAAGAUCGGAGGUCAAGGAGUACGUCUAUUAAUGAAAAUAGGGAAAAAUGGAGGAACUGAGCUCCGCUGAAGAGUUGAGCAAUAAAACAAUAUUUUUCUCUUUGGAUCAGAAUCUUAUUAACGGUGACUUUAUUACUUUACGCUAAAUGACUUUGAUUUUACAGUACGGUAUAGCCAUUUAUAUAUUUCGUUAUUAUCCACAGAUCAUCGUAAUAGUGAUAUACGUAAUUGUCUUACAACGGUAGCUUUUUCAUUUCAUACUGCAGGUAACAAUUUCACUAUUCUAAUUCACUAGAAAAAACAGUCGGUACUACAAUAGUGGUUUUUAUCGAUCUACCUAAACACUGAUUGGAUUUAUCUAAUUCUCCCCGAUUCCCUAAAAUCCAUAACUCAUUUUGAAGAAGUUUUGAACGGAUAAUCAACGUAAAAAAAUCAAAAACUCGCCUAAAUGGAAAAUGUUUUUCUCACAUCUGAACAUGAAACGACUACGUGGGGAAUGGAAUACAGAAUUACAGAUAAACUCUGGACUUUGAGCCAAAAAUGAAAAUUAUUUAUCGAUUACUGUAACUGGUACCUUUCCUCUAUAUUCCCCAGGGGCUCCUCAACAACAUGAAAAUCCAUUUAACUCAUACUAUUUUAUUGUUAAUAUCGAAUGUCUUAUCGAUACUUUUGCGAGUGCAAUUUCAGUUAUGAUACAUCGUGGAUUUAUCCGCUUAUGAAUAACCAUUACGAUUUAAAUCCACCUCUUACGAUAUAAUCAUAAUUUUAUUCAAAUAUAGUCACUUAUCUCGAUAGAAGCGAACAUCGAACAUCGAAGAAAUUUGUCACAUUAUUGAUAUUAAUUUUAUAAUUUCAUAUAACUCGAAAAACGCAUCGAGAAGGGGAUUGGGAGAAUUUUUUUUUCUCUCGUGUACAGAAAAAUUUGGAGGGGGGUGGGGAUGUUCGAGGGCAAGGCACAAGUGAGUCAGAGGAAAAUUAUCGGAUGAUUUCUACCACCUUGUCUCUCACUAUUAUCUCAAAAAAAUUUCGUCCAUUUGUUUGGCGUAUAAUUUCCUCCUAAAUCAAUGACAGAAUGGCCUCUACAAUUUCGACGAGUGAAUUUUUCCGAAUCACCACACAAAUUCAAUUUUUUUUUCGACAAAAUAAAACCGGUGUAAUUUUUAAUCCAACGAAUAAAGUAUCGCUUAAUCA